AUGCAACAACGUAAACUGGGUUCCCACGGUCCCGUCGUCUCCGCCCUGGGGCUGGGAUGCAUGGGCAUGAGCGACUUUACUCUACCGGCGCCGAUCGGCAGGAGGCCAUCGCCACGCUGCACCGGGCGCUGGAGCUGGGCGUCACGCUGCUCGACACCGCCGACAUGUAUGGUCCGCACACCAACGAAGAGUGGGGGGGAAGCGAUCAAGGGCAAACGGCAACAGGUGUUCCUGGCUACCAAGUUCGGCAUCCUGCGCGAUCCGGCGGAUCCUUCGGCGCGCGGCGUCAGCAGCCGGCCCGAGUAUAUCCGGCGCUCGGUGGAAGGCAGCCUGCGGCGCUUGGGCGUAGAGGAGAUCGAUCUUUAUUAUCAGCAUCGGGUCGAUCCGCAGGUGCCGAUCGAAGACGUCGUGGGCACGAUGGCGGAUUCUGAUCCGCGAAGGCAAGAUCCGCCAUAUCGGCCUGAGCGAGGCGUCGGUCGCCACGCUGGAGCGGGCGCACAAGGUGCAUCCGAUCACGGCGUUGCAGACCGACCCGUUAGGGCGCGGUUUCCUUACCGCGCUAUCCGGCGGCCGGAGGAUCUGGCCGAGGACGAUUUCCGCCGCGGCAAUCCGCGCUUCCAGGGCGAAAACUUCGCCCGCAACCUGGCGCUGGUGGAGAAGGUGGGUGAGCUGGCGGCGCAGAAGGACGUCAAGCCUUCACAGCUGGCGCUGGCCUGGGUGUUGGCGCAGGGCGAGCACAUCGUGCCGAUCCCCGGCACCAAACGCCGUCGCUAUCUGGAAGAGAACGUCGCGGCGGCGGAGAUAACGCUGAGCGCGGCCGAACUGGCGGCGAUCGAAGCGGUGUUUCGCUGA
Molecule: messenger RNA, 852 nt
Organism: Nilaparvata lugens (brown planthopper)
Lineage: Eukaryota; Metazoa; Arthropoda; Insecta; Hemiptera; Delphacidae
Product: probable aldo-keto reductase 2
Exons: 2
Coding region: 1-852 (283 amino acids)
Cellular component (GO): cytoplasm
Source: RefSeq, a predicted model, not a curated record